Molecule: messenger RNA, 3131 nt
Organism: Botrytis cinerea B05.10
Lineage: Eukaryota; Fungi; Ascomycota; Leotiomycetes; Helotiales; Sclerotiniaceae
Exons: 7
Coding region: 51-2441 (796 amino acids)
Biological process (GO): regulation of DNA-templated transcription; DNA-templated transcription
Cellular component (GO): nucleus
Molecular function (GO): DNA binding; DNA-binding transcription factor activity, RNA polymerase II-specific; zinc ion binding
Source: RefSeq, a predicted model, not a curated record
GAAGAUUGCCCGGUACAUCAUCAGCGACACGCUAAUAUUGCUCGAGUAUCAUGGCUGAUAUUGUACCCCCAACGGCUUCAGAACUGCCAGGAACUGUAUCUCAACCAUCCCCCCUCAAAGACAAUACAGGGGGUAAUUCACAGGAAAAGAAGAUUCCAUCCAGAGCAAGUCGGCAAAGAUUCAAGCCACAAUUAUCAUGCACCUUUUGCAGAGCACGAAAACUAAAAUGCGACCGCAACUCCCCUUGCAAUAACUGCUCUAAGAGAGACUUGUCUUCAUCAUGCACAUAUAUCCACAAUUCACGUGAGAAGAUAUCUCAUGCCCAGAGGACCAGAGGAAAACCGAAAGAUGUUCAAGACCGAAUCCAACACCUAGAGGAGCUAGUCGUGACGUUGAUGAAUCAAGCCAAAGAUACAACGGCCCCAUCGGAACCAGAUAUCUUACCCGGCUUUCAAAGCUCUACAAUCAAGCCCCGAGAACUUUCAUGGCCUGAUGAUGCUACGGUGUCUGAGAGCGUGGACUCAAUUGGACGUAUAUCUGUCCAAGAUGAGCGGCAGAGUUACGUGGGCGAGUCUCAUUGGGCGGCGAUACUCGAGAAUAUAGCUGGAUUGAAAGAAUCAUUAGGAUCUGAGGAGUGGCCACAUGGUACAUCGCGUGGAAAGAACACUUACAAAGGGCCUGAGCUACUUCUUGGAGACAAUAGAACUGCCUCAAGGGAAUCUAUUCUUGCUUGUCUCCCGUCGGAAGCUUUGGUGAACAAUUUGGUCGAUCGCUACUUCACUACAAUUGACGCUUGCUUUAUGAAUCAUGCCCCAACUUUUAGAAAGGAGUAUGCUGAGUUUUGGGAUAAUCCCGACUCAAAAUCCAUUUCCUGGAUUGGAUUGUUAUUUUCCAUAAUAUGCCUUGCCGCAAACUUUGAAUUGAGAACAGGAGAUGCUCCAAUAGCCGCACUGUCAACAUCGGCUAUACGCGACACAGAACAGCGGAUUAGGAUAUAUCGCGAGAAAACGGUACAAUGCCUUGUGAAUAGCAAUUACACGGAGCCUGGUCCGCACACUGUUGAAACUCUCUUACUUUACUAUUUCAGUGAGCACUUUCAAACUAAGGACACAAUCUUCGGAUCUUGGAUGGUUUUGGGGAUGAUUGUCCGUGCAGGAAUGCGAUUGGGUAUGCAUCGGGAUGCCUCACACUAUCCCAGCAUAUCGGUUUUUCGCGGUGAGAUGCAACGUCGCGUAUGGGGCAUAAUACUAGUUCUCGAUAUUCAAAUUUCAUGUCAAAUUGGGCUUCCUCGAAUGGUAAGCGAAGGGAUGUAUGAUACGAAGCCUGCCAGUCACCUCUUAGACGAAGAUCUCUUCGAAGAUAUGGUGGCACUGCCUCCCGCCAGAUUGGAAUACGAAUCGUCUCCUGUAGGCCACGUACUUUUUAAACAUCGUCUUCUUUUAGUAUUUGGAAAAAUAUUUGACGCGUCAAAUCUUGUCACUCCUAUUCACUAUGAUGAAGUUAUGAGGCUUGAAAAAUUGCUCUUUGACGCUCUUGGAGAAAUUCCAGAGUUUUUCCGAGCCAGAUCCAUCCAUGAUCUCGAUAGCGGUUCUCCCAAGUUAAGAGUGAGGAGGUUCUUAAUUGAAAUGGCUUACCUAAAAGCACGUUGCUAUCUUCAUCGUAAAUUUCUCUCGGAAGCCGGAUCAUUGCAAAAACACUCUUACUCUGUCAAAGCGUGCGUCGAUUCUUCAAUGAUGAUUCUACAAUAUCAAAGUUACAUGACCAACGAGAUAGCUCAGGGUUGUUCGCUAAACGGCAUUAAAUGGGUUACAUCUUCUUUAAUGACUUACGAUUUUCUCUUAGCCGCAACACUUCUUUGCCUUUAUCUUGGGCAAUUGAUGGCUGCAGAGGAACAAUCUGUGGAUACCAGCCUUCGGAACUUUCCAAUCGACUGGACUAUAAGAGAUAUUUUGCAUGCUUUGUCAAAAUCUUACCAAAUAUGGAACAAUCCUGAUAAAUCAUCGGAAGAUACCAUGAAAUUUUCGAAGGUGCUCAAGGCCAUGCUAAGAAAAGUUGAUCAUUGGUCUACCGUAAAUAAAGUCCAGGGCGAGGUUGCAAAGGAGAGGACGAGCGAACCUAACUCUAAUAUCUCAUUCGCUGAGCAUCGCGAGAUUCUUUCCGCUUCUAUCACACACGAAAGCCGUCUUCCAAUUUAUUCUGCUUCAAAUACGUAUGCUUUGCAACUAAGUAACUUCGAAGAAAGCCCAAGUGACUCUCCUACAUCAAACAUCGGUAUGAUAGGAGACAUUCUGAAUGAUCCGACUGGUCUCGAUUGGAGUCUAUGGGAUAGCAAUUUUCAAGGGAGCAGCAAUUUCAUUGAUACAUCGGCUCCGCUAUAUUCUUCCGAUCCGUACUUUCCUUUUCAGGCAGCUGGAUUUGAGUCCAAUUUGGACGGCAGUUGAUGAUCACUAAUUAAUCCCCAACAUUGGCCGAUUACCAAUGCAUGGCUUGUCCAAAGCUUAUGUACAGGUCGCAGCCAAAAAUUGGGCUUCCCAAGAAAGCUUAAAGGUUUCCAAUGCAACGUGGGUGGGGGGAUUUUAUUAUUGGUUGGAUGCCCCUGUCUGAUAUUCGCUUAUUUUAUAGCCUGGGCGAGAUUACGAAUAACUGGAAGACUAACUGUGCCUCAACAAGCGAUGAUAUAUGACGAGUGCGAUUAGUUGUCACACGAAUUGCUAAGCACUGAAGCGGCAGGUAGAUGACCGGCUGAUUGUUGGACACUGCUUGAAAUAGUCAGGUGGUGUUUCGCGAUAGUGUCUCUAGAAUCAAGAAGGUCUGAACUGCUGAUAACGGACUUGAUGCCGAUCUUUCGAAGCUCAUCGUCUCCUUCAAGUGGUCGGAUACAUGUCAAAUGGUUUGUCGCGCAACAUUGAUGCAACGCGAUGUUGGCUAUGCGCAGAGCUAUCACAGAUUCUCACAUAUUAUAACUCUAUCUUUAAGCAUAUUCAUGGGUUCUAGAUGUAGUUUCAAUUUACAGGGAUGAAAAUCUGGGGAAUACUAGCCAUUUUACCUUGCCUCACCCGCAUCAAACGCGUGUCCAUCAUGAAAGAAAUGAAAUUGCACCCCAUACUUCCAAAAAAUACCGAAUCUUCCCA